AAUGCCUAUGCACCCUGACCCCUGGUACUUUUCCUCUGUCGACAAAGCUCGAAAGCCGCUUUCCAGUUCACAAAACAAAGCCGCUGGGAUCCAGAACCCAGUCCAACUGUCCCACGUUCUAUUUCUGUCCUCAAAUCAAAUUAAUACUACUACAUCUCUCUUCAUGAUCUUUUCUUCCUAAAUAAAUAAAACUUAAAACUCUUUGUUUAUAACACCUUUCUUUCGCUUUCAAUCUUCUCUUCUUUUCUUGCAAUCCCAACUUCCUUCAUAUCUAUUUUCUUCUCUUUACGAGCUUCUCCCAUUUCAGAAACUAAUUCCCAAAUUAAAUUGUGUAGAUGUUAAUCUGCUAUCAUAUAGCUUUCUCUAGAUCCGGCAGUUUGGGGUCACCUCCAUAUUCUCUCUGUUUUUCCACUUGGGGAAUAUAAUCAACCUCAACCGAUCUUAUUCCUUGACAAGUUUCAAUUUCUUAGAUUCCCACUUCACUUUUACCAGAAAAAUAAAACGCAAUCAAAGAUACGUUUUUCUUUGUUCCUCCGUUUUCAGCUACUAACAGAACUACCCAAUAAGAUUUGGUCCAGAAUUAGUAGAUUUUAUUAUUCGAGACAAUAACGAGCCAGAGUGAUAAAAUCCUUUCUAUAUCAAUCUUUAUUUUUACUUGAUCUAAUUACGUUUUCUACUUUCCUGUUUUAUUUCCAUCUUUGGGCCUUGGUGAGAGAAAAAAAACAAGUAUUAUAAAAUUCCUCAUUCUCGCUCAUUUUUUAGCCUCAACCUAAAAAAUUUGCAGCUUUUCCUUGUCCACUUUUUGUGGCUCGCAAAAGGGGUUUCUGAGAAAAUUGUGUUAUGGUGAAGGAGUGGGUAUUGUUUUUGACAUGGGUUGGUGUGGUAUGGUGUGUGGAAGGUGUUGGGCUUGGGGUGAAUUGGGGGACCCAGGCAACACACCCGUUGAGGCCAGACAUGGUGGUGGAGAUGAUGAAGGAGAAUGGGAUUCGGAAGGUGAAGCUGUUUGAUGCAGAUGCGAGUAGCAUGAAUGCACUUGUUGGGUCCGGAAUUGAAGUGAUGGUUGCGAUUCCAAAUAACCAACUUGCUGAAAUGAGUGACUACGUGCGUGCCAGGCAAUGGGUUCAGAGGAAUGUUACUAGUUACCACUACAGAGGCGGAGUUGACAUCAGGUAUGUAGCUGUUGGGAACGAACCAUUUUUGAAAUCCUACAACAAUUCAUUCUUGAAUGUCACCUUUCCAGCACUACGUAACAUUCAAAACGCCCUCAACGAUGCUGGCGUAGGAGACUCUGUGAAGGCCACAGUACCCUUAAACGCUGACGUGUACGAGUCUCCAGUGGACAAUCCUGUUCCAUCAGCAGGAAUAUUCAGGCCUGAUUUAAGCGACCUCAUGACCCAGAUUGUGCAAUUUCUUAACAAGAACAAUGCGCCAUUCACUGUAAACAUCUACCCCUUUUUAAGUCUCUAUGGAAAUGAUAAUUUUCCUUUUGACUUUGCAUUCUUUGAUGGGGUGGCCAAUCCUGUAAAUGACAAUGGAAUUUCAUACACCAAUGUCUUUGAUGCGAAUUUUGACACGUUGAUCUCUGCGUUGAGAGCAUUGGGGUAUGGGGACAUGCCCAUUUUGGUGGGAGAAGUAGGGUGGCCCACAGAUGGGGACAAGAAUGCAAAUCUAGGCAAUGCUUUAAGGUUCUACAAUGGGCUUCUACCAAGGCUUGCAGCAAAUAGAGGCACCCCUCGUAGACCUGGAAACAUCCAAGUUUAUCUGUUUGGACUCAUUGAUGAAGAUGCCAAGACCAUUGCUCCAGGAAACUUUGAGCGCCACUGGGGAAUUUUCAGGUAUGAUGGGCAGCCCAAGUUCCCAUUGGAUCUUUCAGGUCAAGGUAAAAACCAGUUUCUAGUUGGCGCAAGGAAUGUGUACUACCUUGAUCCAAAAUGGUGCAUGUUUAAUCCAGAAGCCGCGGAUCUAAGCAAGCUUGCAGAAAACAUAAACUAUGCUUGCACAUUUGGAGAUUGCACUGGACUGGGAUAUGGGUCUUCUUGCAACAACCUAGAUGCUAAUGGGAAUGCUUCAUAUGCAUUUAACAUGUAUUAUCAGGUGCAAAAUCAGAAUGACAUGGCCUGCAAUUUUGAAGGUUUGGCCAAGGUUACAACAAACAAUAUCUCAACACCUACUUGCAAUUUUGUUAUUCAGAUCAAUCCAUCAUCAUCCUCUCCUCUGAGACCCUCACUAGUGGCUUUCUUAGAUUUUACACUAUACAUGAUUCUCUUUUUAUAGGUUCUUCUUGAACGAAGAUUUAGUUUAGGAUUUAAUUUUAUAUACUUGAAUAUCACAUCAUAGCUUGAUGGUAAUGUAUGCUUUGUAAUAAGGGCCAGAGUUUGCUCUUUUGUGCAAUUUGACUACUGAAUUUGAUGCCAAGAUCAAGUUUUUAGUCCUCA
This is a messenger RNA of Lotus japonicus, 2435 nucleotides long. Its product is annotated as glucan endo-1,3-beta-glucosidase 8-like. Gene Ontology annotation, molecular function: hydrolase activity, hydrolyzing O-glycosyl compounds. Gene Ontology annotation, cellular component: plasma membrane. NCBI's taxonomy places the organism in Eukaryota, Viridiplantae, Streptophyta, Magnoliopsida, Fabales, Fabaceae. The record is from RefSeq and is a predicted model, not a curated record. The transcript has 3 exons. Bases 841 to 2274 code for a protein of 477 amino acids. Gene Ontology annotation, biological process: carbohydrate metabolic process.